Pyricularia pennisetigena is the source of this 924-nucleotide messenger RNA. RefSeq lists its product as uncharacterized. Bases 1 to 924 code for a protein of 307 amino acids. The record is from RefSeq and is a predicted model, not a curated record. NCBI's taxonomy places the organism in Eukaryota, Fungi, Ascomycota, Sordariomycetes, Magnaporthales, Pyriculariaceae. The transcript is spliced from 4 exons. Gene Ontology annotation, biological process: transmembrane transport.
AUGUCAACCACGCUUGGGGCCUUCAUAGCGGGCGGCAUCGCAGCUUGCGGCGCCGUGACUGCCACACAUCCUUUUGAGACGGUCAAGAUUCGCAUGCAGCUGCAGGGCGAGCUUCGAGACAAGGGACAUCAGCCUCACUUCUACCGCGGCCCCUUCCAUGGCGUUUCCGUCAUCGUUCGAAACGAGGGCUUGGGUGGCAUCUACCGAGGCAUUAGCUGCGCCUAUGUCUACCAGAUCCUGCUCAACGGCUGCCGCUUGGGCUUCUACGAGCCAAUGCGCCAGACCCUGACAGGCCUCUUCUAUAAAGACAAGAAUCAGCAGAGCUUGGGCAUAAACAUCUUUUGUGGUGCCUCCUCCGGUAUCAUCGGUGCCGCUGCUGGUAGCCCCUUCUUCUUGGUCAAGACAAGAUUGCAGAGUUAUUCACCGUUUCUACCAGUGGGGACACAGCACGAGUACAGGAACGCUGUGGAUGGCAUGCGACAGAUAUACGGCGCGGAAGGAUUCAAGGGCAUGUACCGAGGAGUGGGGGCUGCUAUGAUCAGGACCGGCUUCGGCAGCUCUGUGCAGCUUCCGACGUACUUUUUUGCCAAGAGGCGCCUUGUCAGGCACUUGGGCAUGGAGGAAGGGCCAGCGCUUCAUCUCGCAAGCAGCACGGUUAGCGGUUUUGUUGUCUGCUGCGUCAUGCACCCGCCAGACACCAUCAUGUCUCGCAUGUACAACCAGACUGGAAACCUUUACAGUGGCAUUCUUGAUUGCUUUGCAAAGACGGUCAAGACCGAAGGUGUUUUUGCCAUCUACAAGGGGUUUCUGCCACAUCUCGCCCGUAUUCUCCCACAUACAAUUCUCACACUGAGCUUGGCCGAACAAACAAACAAGCUGAUGAGGAAGUUAGAAGACCGGAUUUUGCCAACCGAGGCUUUGUAA